ACAGCCCGCGCUCGCUCUCCGAUCCCGUCUGUCUCUGUUGAAGGCAGGCACUUGCAUUGGGAGGAUAGAUCCGAGUGUGUGCUGUGAAAGAGAUCGAGGACGGCAGAUGAUGUCGAGGGAGCGCAAGAAAGCAGCAGCCGGUCUACAUGAGAAGCUGCAGAUCUUGCGAUCCGUCACUCACUCCCGAGUGCUGAGCGAUACUUCAAUAAUCUUGGACGCAUCGGAGUACAUCCAGGAACUGAAGCAGAAGGUCGUCAGGCUCAAACAGGAGAUCGCGUGUGAAGAUGAAGCAGGCGCGCUCAAGCACAGCUCCUCCCCGGCGACGGUGACCGUGGAAACCCUAGGGCACGGGUUCCUCGUCAGCGUGUUCUCUGACAAGAGCUGCCCCGGGCUGCUUGUUUCUAUCCUGGAAGCGUUUGAUGAGCUGGGCCUCAGCGUACUCGAAGCCACGGCGUCUUGCGCAGACGACACAUUCCACCUCGAGGCUGUUGGGGGAGAGAACCAGGCGGAGAAUGUGGAUGAGCAUGUCGUCAAACAAGCCGUGCUCCGGGCCAUCAGGAACUGCGGCUCGGAAGGCUGUCGCCAACAAGAGUAGCUAGCGCGCAGCAAGGGCCUAGCUGGAGUUGCAAUACUCGCCGUCGCCGUAGUCCCUGUGAUGAGCACGCAUGAUCGGUUGUGCAUAUAGAGCCAUUGCCGAUCCUGUGACUAGUCGUCCUUCUCUUGAUGCAUGUUCUGUUCUAUCCGAUAUAUUAUCUGAAGAAAAACAAGAGCCAUCAGAAAACCUGCAGUACAUGCAUGUUUAGUUUCCUCUGUGCACUAUUAGCUAGAGUUGGGCAUUGUUUGUACGUGGUAUGGUAGCCAGCAGGAGCAACAAGGUGUAACAUGUGUAUGCUAUUGCUUAGCUUCCUUCUGUUGAUCAUGACUAAAUUUGCUCG
This is a messenger RNA of Panicum virgatum (switchgrass), 935 nucleotides long. RefSeq lists its product as uncharacterized. The record is from RefSeq and is a predicted model, not a curated record. Gene Ontology annotation, cellular component: nucleus. Gene Ontology annotation, molecular function: DNA-binding transcription factor activity; sequence-specific DNA binding. Gene Ontology annotation, biological process: regulation of DNA-templated transcription. Lineage: Eukaryota; Viridiplantae; Streptophyta; Magnoliopsida; Poales; Poaceae. The coding region runs from base 107 to 595 and encodes 162 amino acids. The transcript is spliced from 4 exons.